UGUGUAGAUGAAAGCAAAAAGCACGCACCAACCACCGGGAAUACAUACAAACACUAAAAAUGAAUUAAUUUCACAAGAUAAUUUAGAAGCUUGCUGCUGCAAUGGCCAAUGUAUUUACAAGACGCUACCGUCGGCCGCGCACUACGACGUUGUCGGACUUUUCGUGCACGAAUGAGCAGACCAAGCCGAGGUUCAUACCGAGGAUUUUCUCACCAACACGGCGGCAGAAUCCUCAUUCGAUAGGUCUUGUUUAUCAGAGUCCUUACAACAAGGACAGCCAAACGUUUGGGAUCUGGAGCCCAGAUUUCAACCUCAUCCGAUCCCGUUUCCCAGAGAUGUUGAAUCAUAUGCAAACGACAAACUGGACUUGUAGCCAUGACAAACGGGAAGUGUUGUUGUCGAGAGCACCAAGUGGCAAACCACCUGAGAUUCGCUACACAGUGAAUUCCACCUCGCGGCAGAGCUACAUGGAACCAGCCAGCACGUUCCCACAACUUACCGACCCAAAGCAGACGACCACUCGCUUCGGCAGCACGCCUUACGCCUGCACAGUGCCCGCCAGGGGAAUCGUUCCUAACGUUCUACCUCCUAUCACCGCAUGCGAUCCAGACAGAGAAAAACUGACUCAGAAGCUCUAAUACAGAUUCACGAUGAGGUAGCUUGGAAAGGACUCUUUAUACUUUCGGGAAAUAUUUUCACUGACAGAAUAACAUACAUUUCCUUGCUUUAGAUGUUUAACAAGCUGAAUAGAAAGACAACUAAUGUGUCUUACACCCGCCACACGCCUUUUCGAUUCGUCUCGCUGUCACUAGACUGAUCUGACCAUAUUCUGAUGUUGAAAAGAAACCUGAGUUAUUUUUUGUACAUGAUUUCAGCGGAACCGAUGUCAAAAGAAAGGUUGGGCAUCACCCCGACUCCAUCCGAUGAGACAGUUAUGAUAACUAAUAAAACUCACGAAGAAAGCCCCAGUAGAAAUAGCAGACGCGGAUCCGCGGUGGGGGGAGGGGGGUCGAACCCCCCGCUCUGAGACAAAAAAAGGUCACAAGACUAGGAAAAUAAUAGAAAAAAAGAACUAAAGUAAAUUCAAAAAAAAAGACAGCAUCCCUCAGAUUGUUUUGAUGUGUACACCAAUGUAGACAAUGUAUGUCGUGUUUCAUCAUUGUUUCCGCUUGUUCGCAAAAAUGGGAUAUUAAAAAAAAUCUCUGGACUUACACCCCUAUGAAAAUUCCUGGAUCCGCCCCUGAAUAGAUGACUGUCUCAUUAACACUUGACUGCUUAUCAAGUGGCCGACUAUCCAACAAAAACCAGCUAUGUGCAGGUAACACUGCGAUCUGCUGCAACACUGAUUUAAAUAAAGUGCAUUACACUAGACUAGUGAUGCAGUGUCCGGUGAACCGAUCAAGUCGGAAAGGUGUGCGGCGGGCUUGAAAUAUUCUCGGCGACUGGCGAAAUACAAUUUCGUAUGUAAUAAUAGGUUCAGAAAAAGAUAAAUUUAUUGGCGUGGCUCUUUUUAUUUAAAGCGCCACCAUUUCUGCCAGAUAGGGUAGCGAGUCUUGAGGAACUACUGGUAAUAUAUUUUCCUGUACAAAAAUCAUUCACUGUUGAAUGUCAUGUGUAUAUCUUUUGUGUGUUUUUUUAUAUGAACAACAUUACGAUUCUAAGUACAUUAUUACGAUUACAUAAAAACAUUAAUACAAUUCUACUUAUUUCUCCGUACUACAACCAUGGAAACAGGUAGGCCUACGUCGAAAUCAAAAUUACAAGAAAUAAUAAGAAAACCAAGUCUAAUCUAAGAAUAAACAAGCCUAGAUUUCAAAUAAAAUGUAAUGACUGUGGCUACUGUU
This is a messenger RNA of Acanthaster planci (crown-of-thorns starfish), 1844 nucleotides long. RefSeq lists its product as uncharacterized. The record is from RefSeq and is a predicted model, not a curated record. NCBI's taxonomy places the organism in Eukaryota, Metazoa, Echinodermata, Asteroidea, Valvatida, Acanthasteridae.